AGGGUGCGCUCCCCUAGUGCGGUAUAUAAAUGAUAUAUCACUCCAGGCCAACACUUGUUUCUUGUAGAAUUCCCGGAGCGGUGGAGCUUGAGGACCAGAUCUCGCUGCUGUGUUCAGCUCUGCGUUAAUUGUUGUCGUGACAAAGCUUGAGCAUAUGCGCACGUGCUACGUGCUUGAAUCUUCCCUCGUGACUUCAACAACGGUGUCACGUGCUUGUAGUGCAGCGGAAGUCUGCAAUAAAGCUGGAAAUAUCAGUCAACUGGUGUCCCUCUGCCAACAGCUGAAUAAGUGUCACUUUCAAAACCAAGGACCACUCUCGAGACAAUUUACCCUCUCGAGAAAUCUUCAUUGUGUUAUGGCGGUCAGGGAAAUGUCGUCUGCUCUGCACAAAGUCCCUUCCAAGUUACUUCGCUCACAAACCAACGACUAAAAAUAGCUUCAACACUGGACAAAUAUAUGCGCAGCUGAAAGUAUGUUGAUAUGCUUCAGCGCCCCACGGCACUGACUGCGAAACAGACGACAUUCUCUCGCAGGUAUACGGUGAACUAGGAAUCAAGCAAAUUCUCAUGGAGAACGAUAACGCCAGCCAUACUCGACCUGAAACGAAGGUGAAGGUCAAAAGUUGAAAGAAAAGUUAAAGAAGUGUGGGCAGUUUCGUACCAACGACCGUCAUGAAACCUGCCUUACUUGUCAGUAUUAUAUUCUGUCACGUGAUCCCAGCAGUCUUGGCAGUGAAACUCUCGCUGGGAGCCACAGGUGCUAGAGGCAACCACGCCAUUCAUCACCGUUCAAAUGCGGUAACUGGAAAAACAGUUUUACUAAGAAAUGGAGAAUAUUUAUCAUUUUACUUGUGUCUGAGACAAGAUACGUCCCUCCGAAUCAGUAACGUCAGAUAUUCCAACGACGGCGGCCCUGACCUUGUCUCCUUAACUAUCGAUCACGUGGACGCCGGGUCAUUCUUAACGGGGAACAGAUCCGAUUGGGGUAAGCUGUGGAAUGUGUUCCAUAUAUCAGGGCCGGUUGGGACACCGUGGAUUUUCAGGGAGGGCUUGCAUGUGUUAUCCCUUCUCGCAAAGGCUGCCAAUGGGAUUGAGAUUGAUUACGUUGAACUGGAGCUUUCCGAUCAGACCAUAACGCAUGACAUAUUAACCUGCGCGCUUGUGUGUUCAAACGUUCUACCAACCGUCCCCCCAGUGAACGCGAACGUGCUGGAGAACGCUACCCUCCUACAGACCAGCUAUCCCACAAAAUGUGCAGAGGAAGAUAACGUCAAGAUACCGGUGUUUCUGAAAAACGUCAUGUCCUACAAACUCACGGCGACGAUGCCAGAUUACAAGACGUUCAUCAACGACCGUCAACCAAACACAACAGGAUGUGUGUCUCUUCCAUCUGUAUACUGGAAGAUUUCACAUUUCGUGAUACCACAACCCCUCAGCCGGGCCACGUUCCCUGAAGUAAGGAUGGACUUUUUGUUUGGUAGAAACAAACCCUUCACCUCCCAGGUACUGCAGUUUGUGUUCCGACUCAAAGGCCAGUCACAAGGCUAUAUUGAUGCUGAUAUUGGGUCUAAAGUGACCAUCAAGAUCCAACCCGUAAAAUCUAAGGUAACAAUGAGAGUGUUGUACCAAGGACGCGUGAAGAAGAUCAUGGGACUGGUUGAUGAAGUAUUUAAGCCAGGAGAGACAACUAAAGAGUGGCACAUUCCUGAUUUUUCAUGGACGGAAUUUGAUGAGAAUGUUCUUCUUGUUUCUAUAGCGACAUCUGAAAUAAGCUCUCUGACAUUUGAUUACGUGCAACUUGAGAGACGAUAUAUGAGGCCUGAUCGGCCAUUUUCAAUUUUCAGGUCGGAUAAUCUCAUAAUUGAGGGCAUAGACGUUGACUUCUGGUGGCGAGCCCCAGAGACAAUGAAGGUCCACCGUCUGGACACUGGGGAGGUCUUCAACAAAGUGGACUAUUUCCGUAUUUCACGUCCAGUUCCUUGGUCAAAAGGCUUUGCCCAGAUAUUUGUUCUUUAUCAAGAUGGAAACAUUCGACUCUUAGAACUGCCACCUCCAGGACUGGACUGGAUACCAUUUGGUACGUCGGUGAUUGUGGGACAGUCUGACGCGGACACUCUCAGACCUUCCUCCCCUAUUGUCAGAAUGGAUUUGGCCCCUGCCAAUCUGACCAUGACCUUAUAUUAUGCUGAUGGGGGUUCAGCAAGGUUAGAUCUCAAAGCAGCCAUCCCAGAAACAUCGUUGACAGUGUCUAGCCUCGUUUUCAAGAAAGAUACUACGCGGUACCCUUUUGCCACCUUCCGGUCCAUGCAUGUAAAGGACGGUAACUCCGACUCUGACAGCGUCAUGGUCGACGGGGAAAGGGCGUUUCACGUCAUGCACGGCUGGACGUCUCUAACGGGAAAGUCAUUCCUGUUGUUCCGACGUUGUCAGUCCAAGCAUCUCACACUGAGUCCAGACAUAAGGCUGGAUAUUGAGCAGACCACAUCUUCACAGACUAGCCAGAUCAUGAACAGCCAAAUGUGGUCGGAAUUUGUAGAAUGGAGGCGAAUUAUGGGCUUCCACUGACACUAAUGACAUCAUUCUUCACCAGAUCAUGCAUGAAACGUGCACUGUGUGUUGUCUGUACAUCCUUCUAGGUAUAUUUAUAACAACUAUAGUCACCCACAACAUACUACAUUCAAACACCUUCCAAGGCAUAUCUUGCUGUAAGUCCGAGCAGGUCAAUAAGAAGUACAUCUAAAGAGUAACGAUGCACUUGACUGAAAUCCUGGCUUGUCUAGAAAUAGUACUUUGCUCGAAUGUGUUACACAGAUGUGUCUUGACAUCAACAUGUCGUGUCGUGACUUACAUUAGACAUGGGAACUUCUCUUAAACUACCUGAUCCUAAUUUGCCAUUUGGACAUAACAGAAGGGGCACGAACACUAGCUGAAAAUAUAUUACAACAUCACUAAGUGUCAUGUUUUAAUGGCUCUGUUCUGCACUUAACGUAUUGUAAAAUGGGAUUGGGAGAAAGAGGAGUGAGUGAGUUUAGUUUAACGCUUUUUGCAGUAUUCUAGCAGUAUCACGGCGUGGGGGCACAUGAAAUGGGCCUUACACAUUGUACCCAUGUGGGGAAUUGAACCCGGGUCUUCUGCCUGACGAGCAGCGCUUUACCCACUAGGCUACCCAACCACCCCGGAGAAAGGGGAGUGGAAGUUAAUAUCAAAUCAUUAAAAGAAACUCGUUUCUCUUGAAGAUAAGUUUUCUUCGUUAUUAUUUAUAGACAACAACAGAACAAAGUUCCUAGUCUGCCGGAUGUGGCCACGUGACUUCUUCCCCUUGACCCCGGGAUGUCUGUAGGUGCCCUUGUGUGGUCUAUUUAUGUAUAUGUUACACGGAUGCUUGUGUCUCAUGACUUCUAUAGCCCUGUCAGAUCGUGUUUACGUUAUGUUGGCUGUGUGUCGCAUAAACAUUGUGCAAAUUGAAGUAUGUCCCCUUCCCUCUGGUGUGUCAAUCCCGUAGAGCAACUGCAUGCGUGAAGUAAUUUAUUCAGUUCCGUGUUAUGCACACAAAUGUUAUUUUUGAUGUAUUCCAUAUUUCUAUGCAGAAAACUUUUAAACUAUGUUUGACAAAUUACUUUGAAAUAAGUGAGUGAGUGAAUUUAGUUUUUCGCCGCUUUUAGCAAUAUUCCAGCAAUAUCACGGCGGGGGACACCAGAAAUGGGCUUCACACAUUGUACCCAUGUGGGGAAUCGAACCCGGGUCUUCGGUGUGACGAGCGAACGCUUUAACCACUAGGCUACCCCACCGCCCCGCUUUGAAAUAAGACCAAAUAUGUAUUGAAUCUGUGUGGUUUGGGUUUAAAGAAACUGGAUGGUUUGAGACUAACUAGUCUUCUUUAUUACUCAUUUACAUCACCAAUGUUUAUCAUAUAAGGGACUGCCGUUUGGGCGGGCUGUUAUAAAUACUCCACAAAGUCGUCAUAUGUUUAUCUAUCUUGAGCGGACCGGGGCGUUCAAAAACGUGUACCGUGUAUAUGUUUAAUUUUUCCUGUAUAUAUAUUUUCAAAAUAAAUUGAAAUCGAUGUUUGUAA
Haliotis rubra (blacklip abalone) is the source of this 4071-nucleotide messenger RNA. RefSeq lists its product as uncharacterized. Bases 672 to 2564 code for a protein of 630 amino acids. The transcript has 2 exons. Lineage: Eukaryota; Metazoa; Mollusca; Gastropoda; Lepetellida; Haliotidae. The record is from RefSeq and is a predicted model, not a curated record.